GUCUUGCUUCAGUAAACAGUAGCUUUUUCAACGUGAUUUAAGAUACCCUUUUUCUUCAUCAUUUCCUAAACCCACUUUUUCUUAUCCAGCUUGAAUAUAAUAAAGGACUUCACAGCUCACUAUACAGAACAGAAAACCCAUUUCAGCUGCCUAGCUCUUUUUCCUCUUGCCUAGUUUUCCUUAUGGAAAUGUCACUGAAUAUCACACUUUUGCUUGCUUCCUUCUUGUUGUUGUUCACUAGUACUGCUUUGGCAGCUACAGGUUUGGAAGGAUUGGUAGGAAAUGGCAACUUUGAAGAACAACCAAAAUCCACUGACAUCAAGAAAACAGUACUCAUAGGAAAAUAUGCACUGCCCAAAUGGGAAAUCAAUGGCUUGGUGGAAUACAUCUCUGGGGGGCCACAGCCUGGGGGCAUGUACUUUGCUGUGGCACAUGGUGUCCAUGCUGUAAGGCUUGGCAAUGAGGCCUCAAUCUCUCAGAGUAUCAAAGUUAAACCAGGCUCCCUGUAUGCUCUAACCUUUGGGGCAUCAAGAACAUGUGCACAAGAAGAGGUUUUGAGGAUCUCAGUGCCUCCUCAGAAAGGAGACCUUCCUUUGCAGACACUUUACAGCAGUAAUGGAGGUGAUACUUAUGCUUGGGGAUUCAUUGCCACUUCUAAUGUUGCUAACUUGACAUUCCACAACCCUGGGGUUCAAGAGGACCCUGCUUGUGGACCACUCUUGGAUGCAGUUGCUAUCAAGGAGCUCUUUCCUCCAAGGCCCACAAGAGAUAACUUGGUGAAGAAUCCAGGCUUUGAAGAGGGUCCCCAUCGUUUAAUAAACUCCACCAAUGGUGUUCUCCUCCCUCCAAAGCAAGAAGAUCUCACAUCCCCACUCCCUGGUUGGAUGAUUGAAUCCCUUAAAGCCGUGAAGUUCAUAGACUCAAAGCACUUCAACGUCCCUUUUGGACUUGCCGCAGUUGAGCUUGUUGCAGGUAGAGAAAGUGCCAUUGCCCAGGUUCUCAGAACAGUUCCCAACAAGUUCUACAAUCUUACAUUCACUGUUGGCGAUGCAAAGAAUGGCUGCCAUGGAUCAAUGAUGGUUGAAGCAUUUGCUGCCAAAGACACCUUAAAAGUACCCUUCAAAUCUGAAGGCAAGGGCAAGUUCAAGACAGCCAGCUUCAAGUUCAAAGCACUGUCACCCAGGACCAGAAUCACAUUCUACAGCUCUUUCUACCAUACUAGAAUUGAUGACUUCGGAUCUCUUUGUGGCCCUGUGCUUGAUCAAGUCCGGGUUUUGCCAGUAGCUUAGAUGUUAUUUCUGUUAUCUACUUCCCACUUGUUAUCUUGAUAGAGAUUUUGCAACGGUUACUAGAUCCUGCUUUUUUGGUAAAUUAGACCGUUGAUGAGGCCCAUCUUCUACUUAAACUUGUUAUCUAAACUGUUUGAAUUAUGUUUUAUGGUACUAGUAAUAUUCCAUUGUCACUUGGUGUCAGAUUAGAAAGCUAUGUGAUUUUCUAUUCAGAGAAAAAUGUAAUGGGAAGAUCUUGUGUAUGUGAUCCAUGUAGCAAUGCAGGCUUGGAAAAUGAAUAAUGUUGAGUGA
Quercus robur (English oak) is the source of this 1580-nucleotide messenger RNA. RefSeq lists its product as uncharacterized. Bases 183 to 1289 code for a protein of 368 amino acids. The transcript is spliced from 3 exons. Gene Ontology annotation, cellular component: plasma membrane; cell wall. Lineage: Eukaryota; Viridiplantae; Streptophyta; Magnoliopsida; Fagales; Fagaceae. The record is from RefSeq and is a predicted model, not a curated record.